Messenger RNA from Ordospora colligata OC4, 576 nucleotides. Its product is annotated as ATP-binding protein. Lineage: Eukaryota; Fungi; Microsporidia; Ordosporidae. The transcript has a single exon. The coding region runs from base 1 to 576 and encodes 191 amino acids. The record is from RefSeq and is a predicted model, not a curated record.
AUGAUUUGCUUGGCAAUUGAUGUGUAUUUGAUAGUGUUACCGUUUGGUACGUUGUUUCUUUAUGCUUUUGCAAACGAAGCCACAAAACAUGGUUACAUAGCAGGUGGGAUAUCAAAGAAUUACUUCAAGUACUUCUAUCUGUAUGGCGUGGUACUGUCUGUGAUCUUACCAAUUGAGAACAUGUACAGAAUUCACUUGUUUAGGCGAUUAAUUGAGACUGUUGUAUUCAAGUAUUCAUCAAGAAGUAGAAUGAGACUUAUCCAUUUUAUACAUGGAAUGGCUUACUACACGUGUAUGUGCUUACACAUGCAUGGGAAGACAAUAAUGCACACAAAAAUGUUUUUGCUGCUCAACAUCGCACACUUUGCAGCUCAUUACUGUGUGUUUGUCAGGAAGCAGUAUAUUUAUUCGCAUUAUGCAAUUGAGUUGAUGAUACAUAUGCAUCUGUGGAUGGAAAUACGAAGCAUGCAGCUUCUUUUCAAUUUGGCAUAUGCUGUUGUAUUUGUAGGUGUGUCGAUUGCUAACAGAGAAGCAUUGAAGAAUAGAAAGUAUGUAUUAUAUAAAAGCAAAAAGUAA